GAGCUGGGCCGCUUCAUGGAGCAGGCGCCGCAGGCGCUCUUGAACGACAUUGCCCAGUUCUUGGAGGAGAGGAAGUUGGGGCGCCAGUUCAUGCAGGGCGUCGUCAAGCACCACGACGUGGCGUGCCUCCUGCUGUUCUGCAGCGGCGAGAGCGAUCCUGGCCCUCGAGCGCGGGCCAUGAAGGUGAGGGUGGUCUCCGAGGCGGCGAGGCUCAGCGCCGACUUCGAUUCCGCGGGGCAACUCGAGCUGCGGGUUGCCGCGGGCUGCUGCGACAUCAGGCUGGUCCCUGGGGUCAUGCGCAGCAUCAAUGGCCAGGGCCCCAGCUGGGAGCAGAUGGAGCGCGUGCUGGCCGACGUCGUGGGGGGCGGGCCCCACGGUCGGAAGCGGCGCCCGCCCGGGGCGCUGUUCGCCAGGGGGGCAGAGGCAGAGGCGAGACAAUCCAGGAGAGUGCGGGUCGCUGAUCCUUUGCCGCCAGUGCCGCUGCCCGACGCUGGUGGCCAGGCGUCCGCGGGCGGCGGCGACGGCGCCAGCGCCUCCCACGCCGUCGCCAUGGCAGCUGCGCCUCUGUGCGCCGACAUUUCCAAGUACGACCAGUACGACAAGGUUGAGUGCCAGAGUAUGUUGGUUAUUCGCGAUCAGCAGAUCGAACAGAAGGACGCCGAGAUUGAGAGGCUUCGGAACACGCUGGCAUCCAUGACAACCAGCCGCGAUCACUACGCAGCGAGGGCGGCGCAGAUUGGCGCGCAGCUCGUCGAGCAAGAGGGGCAGUCCCGGGCAUUGCACGACCUUGUCUGUUGGCGACCUAGAAGAAAUGUGACCCCGUUCGGGGGGUACAACUUGGCCCUCCGCAGAAAUCGAGGCCACGCGGGGGCAGGUGCAGCUGCGCUCAUGAUUGCGUGUGACAGCGUCCGCGGGCACAUCACUGACUACAAGACAGUCGUGACUUACGAAUACAGGGCGCACAUCGUCAAGCGCCUCAGGUCUUUCGAGUUCCACCGCGAGACGGCGUCGUGCUGCCUCCAAGUCCAUCUCAUCCAGAGCGACGGGACGAACCACGAGGCAGUGCAGCGGGAGAAGGUCCACACGUCCUUGAUCACCACGGUAGUGGCUGUCGAUGGCGCCGAGGAUGCAGUUGCCGAUUUGGCCGAUUCUGACGCGCUUGUGCCCGUGCUCGAGUCGCCCCCGGCCAGGCCCGCGUGGGCUCGCCGCCACUGCGUUGUCGGGGACCUCCAGGCGGUGACAGAGGGCUCGGGCAUGGCGAACCGAUUGCUCCACAUCAAGGAGUUGCGGUCUGUCGGAUGCCCUGCGUGGACGGAUCCGCCGCCUUGGAGGCCCGUCGCGCCAGGCGACGGCGCUCGAGCCAGGGCGUUCAUCUUCGGCGUGGACGCUGGCAGCGAGAACACGCACAUGCUCAAGGCUGUGAAGAGGGACUUGGCCACGCAGCCCUUGAUUAUGGUCAUGGGCAUUUUCUGCUACAUGCAUCAGGUGCACAUCGCCGUCAAGGGCGCGCUGGAGCUUCUCGAUGCAUGGGACUGGCAAGCCCCGCACACGCUGGAGGGCAAGUCCCGCUACGUCGGCCGCGUCGCGACGAUCUCGAAUGUGUGGCGUGCCACAGGUGGGAUGAAGAAGAUCAUGGCCGCGGCGGAGUCUGAGUGCGAUGACGGAGUGGCCAGGGCGUAUUUCUCCAAGAUGCCUGGGAGGGUCUUGAAAGGGCGGUGGGGGUCCAUAGACUCCGUGGAGAAGAUGCUCACGAAGGCGUCUCCAUACUUGCCGAAUGUGUUCAGGAAGGCAUUCCCCGACGGGGGCCGCGCGGCCCCCGCGCAUGGCCCCGCCGCGGACGAGGCGGACCAGUACGCAGAGGACCAGAAGAACCAUCGACAGAACGCAAGGACGUCUUGUUGCCAGCCGCUGUUCCUGGCGAUGAUGCAUAUCUCUCUUGUUGCCAAGGGGCCGCUCGCUCAUUUCUUGAACUGGGCACAAAAGAGAGUUGCGGAUACUAAUGGCAUGCAUCAGAAGUCGAUGGCCGUGCGCGGGCAGCCUUACAUGGGCCCGACCCCGCUCUCGGAGCUUGUGACAGAGCAAUGCGCAUCUACCCAUCGUGAGCUCAGCAAUCUGCUGACGCCGUUGGCUGGCGGCCACGGGGAGGCAAACGGCGUCUGGGGCAGAGCUCUGGAGUUGGUGCCAGAUGACGAAAGACCGCAGGCCUUCCUCCUCAUGGUCUCCCUCGUCUUGCAGGAGCACGCGCAGUGGGCGGAGCGCAUCGUGGCCCGCGUUGGCUCCUUUCCUUUGCAGCUCUUAGUGGCGCUGAAGAGCCCGCUGGCCGUGGACGACCCUGCCCGUCGCGAGAUGGCUGGCCGACUCCUGGCCGCCCACGCCUGCUGCGUGGAGGACGGCUUCAGCGACGUCGCCGUGAAGACCAGGGAGAUCUUCAAGGAGGAGUUUCGCAUCAUGCGAGAUACGGGCACUUGCCCCGCCUCGCUGGCACAAUGGAUCGCACUACUUCGGUCGAACGCGACGGUGACCACCCAGGAGAUCGAGGGGAUGAACAGUGUGAUCCAGGCAAUUGGAAAGGCCGCCCCAUUUAUCCAUCUGCCUCUAGUCGCCGCUCGCAUCGGACUCAAGAAAGGCGACGCCCUUUCGGCCGAGGAGUGCGUCGCGAGGCACGCUGAGGCGAGAUUGUUCCAGGGCGCGGAGGAGAACAACAACCGCUUCGCGAACGCUCUGCCCGUUGCCGACGUCGCCGCCCCGGGCCCGUAUGCUGGAUGCCCGCACCGGGCAACUGAGCAUGCCCUCCAGGCAGCCAGGUUCGCCAAAUCCUUGCAGGAUUACCACGCGACUUGCGAUGAUCGCGCGUGGGUCUCGCGGGCCUACUCUUUGGCGCCGCCCGCGGCCGACGGCGACGCCGCUGAGCGCCCUGCCUUCGUGAUAUCUUGGACUUAUUGUGGCGCUGCAUUCGUUGCCCUUGGCCAGGUCAACGCUGCUGGCGAUUUGUUGGAGUUGAAUCUUCCUCUGGCGAGCAGGCGCCUGAUUCUCCACAUCGCCGACGCCUUCGCUGAUCGGAUAUUCCCCGCGCAGCUCCGCGUGUGGUGUUGGGGCCUUCAGUGGAUCUCCCCGAGCGCCGCCAUCCUGUCAGAGGGGUGGCGCCAGAGGAACCGCCAGCUCCAUGGCCCCCCUGAGAUCGAUGCGCUAGCAGAGGCUCUCGGGCUACUCUUGCCAGACGAGGACGUUCUGGCACCUGGGCAGGAUGGGCCGAUUGACGCUGAGCACCCAGAGCACUCGCGCUUGGACGAGAACGGAGCAGACCUGGACGACGAGAGAGGGGAGGAGCCAGUGCCCGACGCAGAGCCAGCAGAUCCUGCAGCGUGCCCAUUUCUUGAUUUGGAUGUAGCUGAGUUGAAAGCGCGACACGCUGUCCAAGUGGCGAGCGUAGAGGACGCGCUCCGCAGUGUAGCAGCCCGUCAGCCGAUGCCUGCAGAGCGUGGGUCCGUGGGCCUCUUGAUCACGAAAGAGGAGGAAGUCUUGUAUGUUCAAUGGACGCAAGUGAACCUGAUGAAGGCCAGACCCAUCAGCUUCAACUACUUGGAGGGCGGGGCCAUCAACUUCAAGGCUACGCCCGCCUUCGCAGUUCCCGAGCAGACGUAUGACGAGGCCACGAUCAUCAUGCGGGACACUGGCCUGAGGUUCACGCGGGGCAAGAAGGACGUGCAGCCUGCGCUGGAGGGCUGGCAGCUGCUGGCGUACAAGCUUCAUCAGGCCAAGCUGUUCGGUGGGCCGCUUGCCGAGGAUCCUCAUGUGAAGUGCGAGGUGUGCCAGUGCGCAGUGGACAUCGGCGCGGACAGGUACGUGGCGUCGCUGGUGGGAUGCGACUUUUCAUGUUAUCGGUGCCAGGUGUGCUGCAAGGACUGGCACGCAUGCUGCGCCGAGAAGUUCGGCGGCGUCAUCGCGUCGCCGUUCACGUGCCCGCUGUGC
Messenger RNA from Prorocentrum cordatum, 3969 nucleotides. Lineage: Eukaryota; Dinophyceae; Prorocentrales; Prorocentraceae. The record is from the annotation of a GenBank genome assembly.